AUGACCAACCAAAACAUUCACAUAGUUGAGAAAUCGAAAAAAAAAUGGAAGAAGCAGAAAAAGAAGGAAUAUAUCUGGACUGGAAGGAAUAUUUUUGUGAGGGAGGACGAAAUUCCAAAAAUAAAAAUUGUAGAACCAUAAUAUUGGGUUACUGUACAAUAUGAAAUAAGUAAGUACUGUACAAAAAUUGAGAUUUUUAAUGAUUUUCGGCACAAAAUGUGACCCAGGAAACAUGAGAAUCCACGUGGCAUAAUUUGUCAAACUUGAAGUUUUGACGCAAAAAAUCCACGUGGUAUUAUUUUACGAAAUUUCAGUGUUAAAAUCCACAAUUAUAAUUUUUAUUCGCGUGAACCUUUUGGCAUUUUGGACACGUCAUCACAUACUAUAAAAAGAGAUCUCUCGCGGGAAAAAUCAUUAUUUUAGUAUUUCAAGUGGUUCUAUAUUAGACCUUCCAUAGUUCUAUUCAACAAAACUAUUUUAUUCGCUUUUUGGUAAAAUGUAUGUUUUUCAAAUCUCCCACCAUAUUGAACGCACAAGUGCGCUCUAGCGAACAGCGCGAAAAUUCAAAUAUUUCAAUUCGUGUUCGCGCGCGCUCAACAAUUUUCAUUCUGUUUCUUUUCUCUGCAGCGUUUCGAACUCAGGAAAACGAGGCGAAGCAUCGACAGAGAAAUUUUGAUAGAACUUUUCUCUGCUGGUUGUCCGCCCCAUUCUUCUGAGCGUUUAUAAACUUUUCUUUCGAAAAAAAUGCAAAGAUUUCGUAAAUUACUUCCUCUCAAUAUAUUGUUCUCUAAAAACUACUUGUUGUUAUGGAAACGUUUUUUUUCAGAAGAAUGGAUGAUUUAUCACUUCUCCAGGAUUCCCAAGAGGAAAGGAAUGAUCAAACUCCGCUCAACAGAAAAUCGAUGUCACAACCAGUGCUUCCACAAGGACCUUCAACCAGCAGCCAAAAUGUUCGAAAUAUCCCAAUAAUUCAAACUUGGCACGAGAACGAAGAAUUGAAGGGAAAGAUGUAUACACUGCGAUGUGAAGUUGAUAUGUAUAAACAUCGAUAUGAAAUGGCAAAAGAAACCAUGCAUCAAAGUGUACAAAAUGUGCUGGAUGAAUAUGUCACUUUAAAAUUGAAUCAAGAUGAUGCAGAUCAAAAAAUUCGUGAUUUUCAAGUCGUCAAUCAACAACUUAUUGAUUUGCGUGAAAAAUAUGAUGACAUGAAAUUCAAAUUGGAUGAAAAAGAUGCCGAAAUUCGUCGUCUUCAAGAGGAAUUUGAUCGAAAAUUGUCGGAAUUCGAAAGGACUCCGAAUCCAGAAUCAUCUUUGAAUUUGACAACUUCUUCGUUCAAAGGUACUUUGGACGAUAUUUUGAAGAAAGAUGAUCCAGAUUUCACGUUGGUUGGACCGGAUGAUAAGAAGAUAAUGGAACUCGAGGACAAAUUGUUCACCGAAAUGGAAAAAGUCUUCAAUUUGCAGAAAUUGGUUGACGAAUUGCGUGAUGAUUUGAGCGAAAAAUCAGCUCGUUUGGCCGAAUCUGAUAACCAACGAAUUCAAUUAUUAGCAUCAAAAGGACAAGGAAUUCUUGGAAUGGCAAAUGAAUCAAAAACAUUUGUAAUUGGAGAUGGAAGAGAUUCAUUGACAACUGAACAACUCGCUUAUAUUGAUGAAUUGGAAAAGAAUUUGAAAAUCACACGCGAAAAUUUGGAGAAAACAACAUGUGCACUUGGAGAAUAUAUGAAUAAAGUGAGCAGAUUGGAAAGAGAAUUGCAUAAUUUGAAGAAAAACAAUACAUUUGACACGUCUUCUUAUUUGUAUGAUGCAAAAACGGCGGAAGAAUUGAAAGCACAGAUUGCUCGAACCAACGCUGAACUCAAUAUUCUACGAACUGAAAAUCGAAAUUUGAGAAUUCGUUGUGAUCGUAUGAAUGGUGGUUUGGGAAAUGUCAGUGAUUCAUUUGGACAUUCUCGACUUUUGGCUGGAAUUUCAGCACAUGCAACUGGAAGAGCAUCAACAACCUCAUCAAUGGAUGUUCAACAAAAUGAGCAUAAUGAGAGUAGCCGAGUAUUCCCACCACAAUUGCUUCGAAACAAUAGUGAAUUGUCGGAGAAUGAUAGUUGUUUGAUGGAUUUAUCAUCAGCAAGAAGAAUGGUUGGUUUUUCAUUGUGAUUUUGAACAUUGAAUAAUAAAAAAAAUUGUUGCAGAACGCUGAAGACAAUGAAAACUUCGAAGCAGCAGUUGCACAAUUCCAAGAAUAUAUGGCGACUCGAAACGAUUCUCUCGAAUGCUCACUAAAUGAAUCAGUUCCCGCUGUUAUCGGAUCAUCCGAUUCUGAGAAACGAGAAUCGAUGAAUUCACGAACAUCAUCGGCGUUGACAACAAUUCCAGCUCAUGAAUCAUCGAGUCGUCGUUUGCCAACUCAUUUGGAUAUUCCUCUUCUUCAAGAAGUUCAAAAUGUGAGUUCACUAAAGAUUUUUCAGAGGGCAACAAUUUUUAAAUUUUCAGAUUCUCGAUACUUCGGCUGCUCUCAUUGAAGGCAAUCAAGUUGCAUCGAUGGAUGUUGAGAAAAUGCAAGCGAAAAUGUUGGCAGUUCGAGAAGCUCUUACUCGACUUUUCGAUCGUCUCAAAUCAUCAGCUGCGUUGUUCGAAGAAAUCUUGGAGAAAAUGGGAUCAUCGAGUCCAAUGGCUGAUCAAAUCCAAAAAAUGAAAUUGGCAUUUGAGAAUAGUAUUUGUGAUCAUGAAGAUGUUUCGCAAUUCCUGGAAGCCGCUGAACAAGAUCUCAAUAAUUUAUCAUUGAAUUUUUCGGUUCUCGAAAAAUCGAUUAUGAAUCAAUCAGCAAUUGCCGAUAUUUCUCGACGUUUUUCGAUUGCUCCAAAUGCAAAUGAUAUUUUAUCAUCGAGUAUCAAUUUGAACAAUUCCCAAUAUUCUCCAGUCUUCAAGUUUCAAAAUGGCAAUGCUGAAAUUGAGAAAUUGAACAAGCAAAUUGAGGAAUUGAGAGAGGAAUUGGCAAGAACUCGAAGAUCCUCUUCAUCAACUCCAGAAGUUUUGCAAAGACAAUUGACUGAUACACAAGUGAAAGCAUCGAAGAAUUUCGAAGAUUUGGAAGUUUGUCAGGCAACAUUGAAUCGAGUUGAAUCGGAAAAGUUGAAAAUCGAAAGAGAAUUGAGAGAAUUGAAUGGAAGAUAUUCGAAUAUUGAGGCAAGACUUGGAGAAACUGAACAUGAAUUGAGAGAAUCAAUGAAAAUCAUUGAAGAAGAGAGAAAAGUCCGGAAAGAUCAAGAAACUGUGGCAAAUAAUUCAAUUAUGGAAUUGAGACAACAAAUCAAUGCGUAUCAAGAGAAUUUGACACAAAAUGGAAACAUUUCGAAAUCUCUUGAAAAAGAGUUGAAAGAAGCAUUGGUUAGUUUAAUCAAAUUCUUUGGAAUAUAAAAUAUGAUUUUGUAGGAUGCUGAAAAUGAGUUGCGAGAUGCUUAUGAGGAAUUAUCCAAAGAGGCUGAGCACUUGAAAGUGUUGCUCUCCGAUUCUGAAUCGAAGUUUGUUUCAACGUGUCGAGAAAAUCGAAAAUUGAAUGAUGAAUUGAAUGAGAUGGAAGUCGAGAUUCAAAGAUUGAGGAAAUUCGAGGAGGAACAAACUGAUUUGAACAAGAAGACGGAGAAAGCUGAAAACCGCAGAAGCGCCCAAUUUGAUGUAGGAAUUUUGCCCAAGUUUUUUCCCCAAAAACACCAUAUUUUUUACAGAGUUAUGCGAGAAGUACUCAAACACUUGAAGAAAGUAAAAAGGAAGAUAAUACUGUGGAAUUAACAGAGUUAAAAUCAUUCGAAACUGAAGCUAUUCAAGGAUUGCAAAGUAUUCAGAAUGAAUUGAGUGGACUUGUUGAGAAGAAAUUGAAGAUUAAGAUUUGUGCUGGAAAUGUUUCUUCAAUUCGUCUUGGUUGCCAGGAAAUUUGCAAACGAUUGGAGCAAGAACAAGUGAGAAGACAUGAACAUGCUGAAGUACUUCGACAAGUCAAUGAUACAUUGGAAAAGAAGACGGAAACACUUGCGAUUGUAAUGUCAUCGAAUAAAGUUGGACAAGAGAAUAUUGAACCACAAUCUAGUUCGAAUGUGUUGAGCGAUGAGAAAAAGAGUUAGUUUGUUAAUCGAAAAAAAUUGCAUUUCAUUUCAUUUUUCUAGAAUACCGUGAUCCAACUCGUCAACUUUUGCACGAUGCCACACAAGCAAUUGAUGCGAUUGUUCAAAAAAUGAAGAAAACUGUGAAUUUGGAAGGAAUGACUGGUGAAUUGAAACCAACAAUUGCAGCAAUUCUCGUUGAUUCAAGACAUCUUCGUGAUUUCCUUCAUCAAAAAUUCAUGUUGUUCAAAUCUGUUGAUAUUUCUCAUAUCAGAAAUGAAUCAUGCACUUAUGAACAGUUAUUGCAAAGAGUAAGUUGUGAGAAUUUUUUAAAAAUUUUUCAAAAAGUCAUAUUUUUCAGCUUGAAAAGAGUUAUCAAGAUUUCGUGAUUGUUGAUGAAGAAUGUCGCAAAUUGAAACAUGAAAUGAAGAAGAUGAAGGCUAGUAUUCCGGUAAGAAUAAUUAUUGUAUUCAAUAAUUAUUAUUUUCAAUCAAUUCUAUUUUUUCUUAUUUUGCAGAGCCUUGGAACUGAUGUCGAAUCAAGAAUCAAGAAGGAAAUCGGAGGAAUUGCUAGAGAUAUGGGCGCCGUCAACUCGCUAAGAAAAUAA
Molecule: messenger RNA, 4700 nt
Organism: Caenorhabditis angaria
Lineage: Eukaryota; Metazoa; Nematoda; Chromadorea; Rhabditida; Rhabditidae
Source: the annotation of a GenBank genome assembly